AUGGCUGUUCUUAGGAGAAAGCUAACUGUUGUCGGAGAUAACGGCUGUGGUAAGACAUGGCUCCUCUUUGCUCUGCGCCACGAACAGCUUCCCCAAUGCUAUGAGCCAACUGUGUUUGACACUUAUGCCACUGACGUAGAGGUAGAUGGGAAUGAUGUGAAGCUAAUUCUCUUUGAUGCAUCAGGCAAGAAUGAAGCCGGUUACCAAAAUCUCCGUUCAGUUUUCUAUCAGGACACAGACAUUAUUUUAAUGUGUUUUUCUGUAGACAGGCCAGACUCGCUGCAAAACAUCCUCGAUAUUUGGGUUCCAGAAAUAAAACUCUUCUGCCUCACAAUACCUAUUAUUCUGGUGGCUACCAAGAUAGAGCUAAGGGAUGAUGAAGGUGUCAAGAAGAAACUAACUGCUGCAGGCAAAGAGCCAAUUAGCACUGCAAAAGGAAAAGCUUUCGCUGCCAGCAUUGGGGCAUGUACUUACCUGGAGUGCUCUGCCAAGACGAAAGAAGGUGUUGAUACAGCCCUGGAGAUUAUUAGCCAGUGUGUGUUAAAUGAGAAAAAAGGGAGAAGAAAGAGGCAUCACAGGUCCUGCCGAAUUUUGUAA
This is a messenger RNA of Rhea pennata, 597 nucleotides long. Its product is annotated as rho-related GTP-binding protein RhoB-like. The transcript has a single exon. Gene Ontology annotation, biological process: small GTPase-mediated signal transduction. Bases 1 to 597 code for a protein of 198 amino acids. Gene Ontology annotation, molecular function: protein kinase binding; GTP binding; GTPase activity. Lineage: Eukaryota; Metazoa; Chordata; Aves; Rheiformes; Rheidae. The record is from RefSeq and is a predicted model, not a curated record. Gene Ontology annotation, cellular component: cytosol.